Messenger RNA from Oncorhynchus nerka (sockeye salmon), 2410 nucleotides. Its product is annotated as BICD family-like cargo adapter 1. The record is from RefSeq and is a predicted model, not a curated record. The transcript has 9 exons. Gene Ontology annotation, biological process: Golgi to secretory granule transport; vesicle transport along microtubule. The coding region runs from base 183 to 1739 and encodes 518 amino acids. NCBI's taxonomy places the organism in Eukaryota, Metazoa, Chordata, Actinopteri, Salmoniformes, Salmonidae.
AGACUGCCUUGUCAAACCACAGGUUCAUUCGCGCACAGGCUGCGCACUGGGGCAUAGGUAACUGCUAAAUAGUUAUUGGAAUGGAUCUGAAUGACUGAGUUGACAAAUAUGCCACCAUUUUAGUUUUUUAGAUUUGAAAUGUAAUAUAUUAUUAUGUGGCUAUUUCCAUUAAAUCAGGAGCUAUGGAUCGACUUGGUGAAUGGAGUUUCAAACCGAAGAAGAUGAAAGUGGAAUUGGAGGAUGGUUUUUAUUUUGAUUAUGAUGCGGGAGAAAUAUCUGAUUAUCAAGACCCCAAUCAACUUUUAGCUGCUUUGAAACAAAAGGAGGAAGAAGUCCUUUUGGCGGCCCAGCUGGGAAAUGCAUUGCUUUCGGAAAAUCGUCAGUUGAAAGAACAGAGCGACAAACUUAAUGAACAGUAUGCAUACAAACUUGAGGAGUUGGAGCAGAGCAGGCAUGAUCUGCGGUUGAAGCUGGAAGGUUGCCAGUCUGGGUGGGUGAGCCAGGUUGGGGACCUGGAGAGAGACAUGAGGGAUCUGAGUGGCCAGGUGGCCAGGCUGACCCAGGCCUUGACCGACGCAGAGAGGGACAAGACCAGGGCCCAGGAGGAAGACGCAGAACACACCCAGCGCCUCAGAGAACAGCUCAGCACCGCGAUGGAGGUGGAGAGGGCAAUGACCAGUCAACUGCAGAACCUGAAACUGGAGCUCCGUCAGAGAGGCCACCAUAACAGACCACAGGAUGAGGAGCUGCUCAGUGCCAUGAGUGAGCAGGUGGUGCGUCUGUCCCAGAGGGGUCAGGCUCUAGAGGAGCAGCUGGAGAGUGUGUAUCAGGAGAACGCAGACCUACGGGACAGACUGGCCUCCCUACACACACGCUUCGCUCUACAGGACCAACACAACCAGCAGCAGAGCCAACAGCUGACGGAGGCAUGGCAGGAGGCUGCGGCUGCGAGGGGGCGUUCCCAGCAGCUUCAGGUCCAGGUGGAGGAGCUGCAGGAGGAGGUCUCUCUGCAGUACAGGAGUAGCCAUAGAAACACAUCCCUACUGUCUGAGCUGGAGACCAGUCUGGACACCAUGGGCUUGGGCCAUGACAGAGAACAGAUGACCCAGGAGGUUCUGUCCAUCCUGGAGCUCCUGCGACCCCUGACCCGGGUAGUGAAGACUCCAGAGAGGUCAGAGUUUAUAGGUCAGGAGGAAGGAGAUCUGCAGGCCAUGCUCCUACAGUUAAAGGGUUUAGCUCAGAAACUGGCCAACCACACCCACAUCCCACAGCUCCAGGAAGAGAAUGCUGAGCUGAGGCUGAGGCUCGGAAACAGACAGGAUGAAGAAGAGGUGGCCCAACAGGCCAUCAGAGAUAGAGAUGAAGCCAUAGCUAAGAAGAACCUGAUGGAGGCGGAGCUGGUGAGGAGUAAGAAUGACAUGAUGUGUCUGAACAACCAGUUGCUGGAGGCUAUACAACGCAAGUUGGAGCUGUCUCAGGAGCUAGAGGCCUGGCAGGACGAUAUCCAGAUCAUCAUCAACCAGCAGCUGAGGACCCAGCAGCAGUUGGAGCAGGUCGAGAAGAAGCCUGCCUCUAACCCUAUGUCCUUCUGGAGGAGACCCAGCACAGCUUCCUCCACCAGGCCCCGCCGGCCCUCCUCCUCCCCCGCUUCCUGGACCUCAGAAGCUGGGCAAGAGAAGCCCCAGUCCCCCUGGAGAAACUGGCUUCGACGGGGCAAGGCGACACAGCCAGGCAAAUAGUAUGCUGGAAUGUCUGUUGCUUUACCUUGGAGGACUGGCACAUAGCGCAGAAAUGUCUUGACCAGCUGGCCAUUGAAGAAGGCGAGUUGAGUCAUCAAGGCAAGAACAAGCUGGUGGAACACUACUGAGUGGAACUAUCAGUCUUGGUAGAUAGAGUACCAAGCAAAACAGGACAGGCUGAACACUCAGUAAUGUUAUAUAGGAGACUUCAGUAGAGUAUUAGAAUUCAAGACCAUGGUGUGUUGGAAACAAGGACCGGAUAAGAGCCCUAAUGGAUAAAGAGUUAUCAGUAAGUAGACAGUAGUUUCCCCACUGUCACUGAAAAUAACCUAAGAACAUUCAAAGCAUGUUAGAGCAGGUUAAAAAGCCUCUAGCAUGGUAAAUGCUAGAAUGGCCAGGGAGUCACACACUAGGAUAGUAACUGCUAGCAUGGCCAGGGAGUCACACACUGGGAUAGUAACUGCUAGCAUGGCCAGGGAGUCACACACUAGGAUAGUAACUGCUAGCAUGGCCAGGGAGUCACACACAAGGAUAGUAACUGCUAGCAUUGCCAGGGAGUCACACACUAGGAUAGUAACUGCUAGCAUGGCCAGGGAGUCACACACUAGGAUAGUAACUGCUAGCAUGGCCAGGGAGUCACACACUAGGAUAGUAACUGCUAGCAUAGCCAG